AUGUCCACUGCGCAGCGCUCGAUUGUCACGCCGUUCUCGGUGUCGCUCCUACUUGCAGCCCUCGUCGCGUACCUGUUGGGCCCAACUGCGCGUCAGACAGCGGUUGUGCUGGGGUUCUUCCGCAGCCCUGCCAACACGGUCUUGGCGGCUGAUCAGACCUUGUCUGUGCUUGAGGGGACGACGCACUGCGAAGACCUGCACUAUCACCAGGCAAGUGGGCUUCUAUUCACGGCGUGCGAGGAUGACGCCGCCAAGAGGCAUCGCUGGUUCCCCCCCUUGGCCCAUUUUGACGACCCGGAUAUCUUGACAUCCACGGCACGCGGGUCGCUCAGAGUCAUCGAUCCCGAGACCCUGGCAGUUCGGGCACUGCGUCUCGACGGCUUCGACGGGCCGUUUGUGACGCAUGGAAUCGACGUCAUAGAUGAUCCCCAACACCCGGCCGGCGAGGCGGUCUACAUCUUCGCCGUCAACCACGUUCCCAACCGCGACCACUUCGUCAAGGGCAAUUCUUCCGCCCCCAAGAGCCGCUCAGUUGUCGAGGUCUUUCACCAUGUGCUCGGCUCGGACUCGGCGCGGCACAUCCGCUCUGUGUGGGACGCCCUCAUCAAAACGCCCAACGAUAUCUAUGCUGCGUCGCCGACGUCGUUCUUUGUCACCAACGACCACUACUACAAGGAAGGGCCCAUGAGGGCUCUUGAGGACUUGAGAAGGGCAGCUAAAUGGACUAGCACCAUCUUCGUGGACUUCUCACAGGCGGCUGAGGACAAGACCAGUGACACGCAAGGUGUCCGGGCUUGGGUCGCCCUCGGCAACAUGCACAACAACAACGGCUUGGGCCACGGACGAAGGCCGGACGAGAUCGCGGUGGUCAGCUGCUGCAGCGGCAAACUGCUUCUGGGCACGGUCGUGGAUGGGUCCUCGUCGGCGCUGAGAGCCGCACCGCGCAGCAUCCAGCUGUCGGAGACCAUCCAGUUCGACUCCGUCGUGGACAAUCCGAGCUACUUCGCCGAUCCCUUUGCCAAAGGGUCGAAGGACAAGAGCGGGUUCGUGCUGCCGGGCUUGACCCGGGCCGUGGACCUGCCAAAGACCACACGGGACCCCGGAGCGACCGAGCCCAUCAUGGUGUGGAAGGCGUCGCCGGACGAGAGCAAGUCUGGAUGGAAGACGGAGCUGCUCUUCGAGGAUGACGGGUCCAGAGUGCGGAGCGCGAGCAGCGCAGUGCUGGUGGCGGCUGAUCCGGCCAAGCACAACGGGGCGCGACGGGCUCGCUUGUUCGUGACUGGCUUCCUGUCGAAGAACAUGGUGGCCGUGGACGUAGACCUGUAG
This is a messenger RNA of Purpureocillium lilacinum, 1326 nucleotides long. RefSeq lists its product as uncharacterized. The record is from RefSeq and is a predicted model, not a curated record. Lineage: Eukaryota; Fungi; Ascomycota; Sordariomycetes; Hypocreales; Ophiocordycipitaceae.